Molecule: messenger RNA, 2647 nt
Organism: Acipenser ruthenus (sterlet)
Lineage: Eukaryota; Metazoa; Chordata; Actinopteri; Acipenseriformes; Acipenseridae
Product: phosphoenolpyruvate carboxykinase, cytosolic [GTP]-like
Exons: 10
Coding region: 229-2097 (622 amino acids)
Biological process (GO): hepatocyte differentiation; cellular response to glucose stimulus; propionate catabolic process
Cellular component (GO): cytosol; mitochondrion
Molecular function (GO): GTP binding; phosphoenolpyruvate carboxykinase (GTP) activity; manganese ion binding
Source: RefSeq, a predicted model, not a curated record
GGACGGACAUACCGGCUUCUCAGUAUUUAUAGAGGGACCUGACUUAUUGGUAAUCACACCAAGAACAGCCCAGUGAACUAUUCAAAAGCCAGCAACAUUUAUCACAGAAAAAGUGCUGCUCCAGGAAUAAGCCGAGGCUUCAGGAUCAACUUAGAAAACAGGACAGAAAACGCAAAGACGCUGAACUGUUUUACACAGAAGUCCGGCAGAUCCUCGCAUCCCCACAUCAUGGCUCCUCAGCUGCAACCCAAUCCACUGUCCAGCAUGCGAGUCCUGCAGGGAGACCUGGGCGCGCUGAGCCCCGCUCUGAGGGACUUCAUCGAGCAGAGCGCCCGCCUGUGCCAGCCCGACAGCCUGCACAUCUGCGAUGGAUCCGAGGAGGAGAGCAGGAGGGUACUAGCGCUGCUGGAGGAGCAAGGCAUGAUCAAGAAACUCACCCAGUACGAGAACUGCUGGCUGGCCCGCACAGACCCCCGGGAUGUGGCUCGAGUGGAAAGCAAGACGGUGAUCGUGACGGAGGAGCAGAGGGACACCGUGCCCACGCCCACCAGCGGCACCAGCCAGCUCGGACGCUGGAUGUCGGAGGAGGAGUUCGAGAAAGCCAAGAAUCUCCGAUUCCCCGGCUGCAUGAAAGGGCGCACCAUGUACGUCAUCCCCUACAGCAUGGGCCCCGUGGGGUCCCCCCUGUCGAAGAUCGGGGUGCAGCUGACGGACUCCCCCUACGUGGUGGCCAGCAUGCGCGUGAUGACCAGGAUGGGAUCGGCUGUGCUGGAGACCCUAGGAAGCGAAGACUUCGUCAGGUGCCUCCACUCAGUGGGGUGCCCCCUGCCUCUCAAGAAGUCGCUGGUGAAUAACUGGCCCUGUAACCCCGAGCUCACCCUGGUGGCUCACAUCCCAGACAAGCGGCAGAUCAUCUCCUUCGGCAGCGGCUACGGAGGCAACUCCCUGCUGGGCAAGAAGUGCUUUGCUCUGAGGAUCGCCUCCCGCAUCGCCAAGGAGGAGGGCUGGCUGGCCGAGCACAUGCUGAUCCUGGGCAUCACCAAUCCUGAGGGCCGGAAGAAGUACAUCGCUGCUGCGUUCCCGAGCGCCUGUGGAAAGACCAACCUGGCCAUGAUGAACCCCUCUCUGCCGGGCUGGAAAGUGGAAUGCGUGGGAGAUGACAUUGCGUGGAUGAAGUUCGAUGAAGAAGGUAACCUGAGAGCCAUCAAUCCAGAGAACGGCUUUUUCGGAGUGGCCCCUGGAACCUCAGUGAAGACCAACCCCAAUGCCAUGAAGACCAUCAUGAAGAAUACCAUCUUCACCAACGUGGCGGAGACCAGCGACGGCGGCGUGUGCUGGGAGGGCAUCGACGAGCCUCUGCCCGAGGGAGUCUCUGUGACCUCCUGGAAGAACCAGCCCUGGAGCCCGGAGAGCGAGGAGCCCUGUGCCCACCCCAACUCCCGCUUCUGCACCCCGGCCAGCCAGUGCCCGAUUAUCGACCCCGAGUGGGAAUCUCCCGAGGGGGUACCCAUCGAGGCCAUCAUCUUCGGAGGGCGCAGACCUCAAGGCGUGCCUCUGGUUUACGAAGCCUUCGACUGGCAGCACGGCGUGUUCGUUGGCGCAGCGAUGAGGUCAGAGGCCACGGCAGCAGCAGAGCACAAAGGCAAGGCCAUCAUGCACGACCCCUUCGCCAUGAGGCCAUUCUUCGGCUACAACUUCGGCAAGUACCUGGCGCACUGGCUGAGCAUGGAGCACCGGCCCCAGGCCAGGCUGCCCAAGGUCUUCCACAUCAACUGGUUCCGUAAGGACGAGCAAGGCCGCUUCCUGUGGCCAGGCUUCGGGGAGAACGUGCGCGUCCUGGAGUGGAUGUUCAAGCGCGUUGACGGCGAGGCCGGGGUCUUCCCCUCCGCCAUCGGCUACCUGCCCACCGAGGGAGCCCUCAACGUCCAGGGGCUGGGCUCCAUCAACCUUAAGGAGCUCUUCAGCAUCUCCAGGGACUUCUGGGAGCAGGAGGCUCGCGAGAUCCGGAGGUACUUCGAGGAGCAGGUCAACGACGACCUCCCCUUCGAAAUCGAGGUCCAGCUUCGACACCUGGAACAGAGGAUACAGCAGCUCUGAGGAGCCGUCAAACACAACAACUACCAAACCUCAGCCAACAAACAGGGCAUGGCAUAACCAGCAGAGCAAAAAGCAGCUGACAAAGGCAUGCUGCACAACAGCCUGCGCAAGGCAGUGGAAACCAGUGUAGGCACUGAUUGUAUGCUUUGAUGUGCUCUACAGUGUUUAGCGUAUAGUGAUUACGUAUGCCCUGACCUUAAUCAGUCUAGAUUGCACAGUCAAGUGCAUGCACAGUCAGGGAUGUACUGAAUCCAUGUUUUGUUAGCCAUUGUUGAUUGUGUCUCAAGUUAUUGUCGUACACGUUUUUAGGUGACAGCAUAAAACGUUUCUAUGUGUUCCAGGGGAACCAUUUUUAAAGUAACAUGUCAAUGCAAUCUUCGAAUAUGAAUGUUACUGGAAGAUUUUCUGUCUACUGAUCUUUUUUGUGUUAACUGUCCUAGAAAUGUGAAUUUAUUUUUUAUAUACUAUUGUGUAAUGCUUGUUUAAACUCUUUAUAUUUAAAAAAAAGCAUCUAGAGGAAACUAAAUAAAAUAUUUGUUUUAUUUAUAAA